Gallus gallus (chicken) is the source of this 1267-nucleotide messenger RNA. RefSeq names its product lactate dehydrogenase B (gene LDHB). Gene Ontology annotation, molecular function: L-lactate dehydrogenase (NAD+) activity. Bases 81 to 1082 code for a protein of 333 amino acids. The record is from RefSeq and is marked provisional. Lineage: Eukaryota; Metazoa; Chordata; Aves; Galliformes; Phasianidae. The transcript has 8 exons. Gene Ontology annotation, cellular component: cytoplasm. Gene Ontology annotation, biological process: carboxylic acid metabolic process.
GCGGAGCGCAGAUUUCCCGAGCCCCGCCACGGUCACGGUACUGCUCCCGGUUCUCCUUUCACCGCACCGAUCCGGACGUUAUGGCGACCCUGAAGGAGAAGCUGAUCACCCCCGUGGCCGCGGGCAGCACGGUUCCCAGCAACAAGAUCACCGUGGUGGGGGUCGGGCAGGUGGGGAUGGCGUGUGCCAUCAGCAUCCUCGGCAAGGGUCUUUGUGAUGAGCUUGCUCUGGUUGAUGUUUUGGAAGACAAGCUAAAAGGAGAAAUGAUGGAUCUACAGCAUGGCAGCUUGUUCCUUCAGACUCAUAAGAUUGUGGCAGACAAAGAUUAUGCUGUCACAGCCAACUCCAAGAUUGUGGUAGUAACUGCAGGUGUUCGUCAGCAAGAGGGGGAGAGUCGUCUCAACCUGGUUCAGAGGAAUGUGAACGUCUUCAAAUUCAUCAUUCCUCAGAUUGUGAAAUACAGCCCCAAUUGCACUAUCCUUGUGGUUUCCAACCCAGUGGAUAUAUUAACCUAUGUCACAUGGAAGUUGAGUGGCCUGCCAAAGCACCGUGUGAUUGGAAGUGGCUGCAAUCUAGACACAGCUAGAUUCCGCUACCUGAUGGCUGAGAGACUUGGUAUCCACCCAACCAGCUGCCAUGGCUGGAUUUUAGGAGAACAUGGUGAUUCUAGUGUGGCUGUUUGGAGCGGAGUUAAUGUGGCAGGUGUUUCUCUCCAGGAGCUGAAUCCUGCCAUGGGAACUGACAAAGACAGCGAGAACUGGAAGGAAGUUCACAAGCAGGUUGUUGAAAGUGCCUAUGAGGUAAUCAGACUCAAGGGGUAUACGAACUGGGCCAUUGGUCUUAGCGUUGCUGAGCUCUGUGAGACAAUGCUGAAGAACUUGUACCGAGUUCAUUCUGUGUCAACACUGGUAAAGGGCACAUAUGGCAUUGAGAAUGAUGUCUUCCUGAGCCUGCCUUGUGUCCUGAGUGCCUCUGGAUUGACAAGUGUCAUCAACCAAAAGCUGAAGGAUGAUGAAGUGGCUCAGCUGAAGAAGAGUGCAGACACAUUGUGGAGCAUCCAGAAAGAUCUUAAAGAUCUGUAAUUCAAAUGUUAGAUUGCAGCAAUAGAAAAACAGCGUGUUGUGCACAAAUGUGGGCUCUCUACUCACUAUACAUCUCUGUGGUUAACAUUUAAUGCUCUUCCAGACUGAGCUUUUGUCCACGGUAGCUAAACAUAAGCUUGCUGUAACGCACAGACCUUAUGAACAAAUAAAGCAACUUUCAGGCA